AAAACAGUGACGUCAGUCAAAAGCCAUUUUGUUUCACCGCUCAACAGUGUGUGAAGCAACAAGGAAUAUUUAUAUUUUAGAAUUACACAAUUGCAAAUUUUUCCUGAUUUUGAAAGAUGGCUUCAGAUGCUAGUGAAGAUAGGACAUGUGAAACAGUAAGAGAGGAGGAUGAAGAAAAUUCUCAAGAAGACAAAAAACAGGUUGAGCAGAGGGAAGAAGAAAAGCUUAAGUCCAAGUAUCCAAAUCUUGCUAAAGGUGGAGGUGGAUCAGCUCUUUUAAAUAAAAGACUUCAGAAAGGAGGACAAAAGUACUUUGACUCUGGGGAUUAUGCCAUGGCUAAAGCAAAACUCAGUGCCAAGUCUAAACCUCCACCACCACCAGAAAAGAUAAUUAAAGCAGAAGCUGUUGGUGAGACCAUUCCGACUCCAGAAAAUAUUCAAGCCAGGAAGCCGUCCCUUGUCACAAGCAAGCUAGCGUCUGGAGAGUUAAUAUGAUCAAAUAAACAAAACAUUGCAGUGGAUAAUUUCAAGAAGAGGAAAAUAUGGAUAGAAAUCUUCAUUGUGGAACUGAUUCCCAGAAAAUCUUUUUUUCUCGCAAACUACAUAAUGGCUUUAAAAAGGAGUAUAAAGAAACAAGUCAUGUUAUCAACAAAUGGGAGUUUGUCAGUUCUAUAAAAUGAGUUACCAACUAUGGACUUGAAAACUUUCAUUUCAGCAGGCAAAUAAUAUAGUUACAGUUACACCCUACAUAAAGGUUAACCAAUUUCAUAAUAUUUUGUUUUAAGUUUCUAUUCAAAUUAAUUAAAGAUAGUUUUCUGUAGCAGUUGAAUAAUACUUUUAGACAUGUUAUUUUAUUUGGUAUUGGAUAAAUUGAAUAGUCAUUGUUCUAUUUUCAGAUGUACUCUAGUAGGGUUAAUUUAUUACAUUUUGUCAUGUUGUAUUAGUUAGAUAAAAUUGUAUGAAAAAACGCCCAAACAAAGGUUAGUACAUGUUGUAGGUAUUACUCGGUGAAAAGCAUUUUAUCCAUUGAGAUUUCUGAUUGUAAAAGUAUUUUCAUAUUUAUUCUGUAAAUUUCUGAGCUACAAUACAUACAAGUAUUGUUUUAAUGAAAUACUUUUAUUUAUUCAAUUUUAAAAAGUUAGUUAAGUAGUUUUGCUCUAGCUAGAACACUCACUAUCCUGGUCAACUUUCAUGUUGUUUUUUUUUGUUGGCACUUUACCACCUGGCUUAUUUAUUUAUGUCUGCAUUUUAUUUUAACGGUAGAGUUAAUAAUUUUUCUAAGUGUUUUGAGUUAUUAACUAAAGCUAUGUUUAACAAAAAUAACUGAAUUUUGUUUAGUAAUUAGGUAAAACCUCUAAAUUUUUUAGAUUAACUUCUUUGGUGUAAAUAUUGGAACAUUUUAAAAGUUAAGACAAAUUGUUCAUUCAUUGUUUAAAAGUGUUUCAUUUUAUUGUAAUCUAGAAGUGUAUUGAUCUUUUUAUAAUAAUUAACAACAAUAUAAUAAUUACCAGGUAGUAAAGUGCUUCUGAUUUUUGCUGUAUGUCUACUAAAACGUACUUGUUUAGUAGCUUGUUGUAGUUUCAUACACAUUCAUUUUUGCUAAGCUUUUAUUUUUGCAACAUGCCUUAGCUGGGUAAGACUAACCUCACCAUCUAGGCCAGUACUGAUCAGUUCUGCUUUUGUUUCAACAUGUUAUGCUUAAAUACAAGAAAGUAACCAAUUGUAAUAAAACCUUAUCCCUAGUUCUCUGAGAUGACUCAGUGGGUGUUCCAGUUAUAUGGCAGAUUUAAUGUGACAGGCAAAAUCUAAUUAUUUGCAUUGAUAUUACAUACCAUCUUAAAUGAUAGUGUUGUUUAAUAUUGACAGAAAAAGUACAAAAGUACUCUAAAUAUUAACAUGAAUUUGUUUCCCCAGAAGCAACCAUUUUUGAUAAUAUUAAAUGUACAGUUAUGUCAGUGCUUUGAAGAUGUACAGUCUGUAAAAGGUUGGGUGUACAAAGUAAAAUUUAAUUCCAUGAUUUAAAAGUCUCUGCACAGUUCUGACACCAUGUGCUUUACCUGAAUAAUAAUGAAGAAAUAUAUUUAAUUACAUGACAUAUUUAAUUGAGCUUGGAACCAUAGCUUUUUAAUUGGCACUUAUGUUACAUUUAAAAACAUAAAAUUUUUGGCUUUUGAACUAAAUAAAAGGAGCUUAGGCUCAACUGGAAUGGAUCUGAUCAAAUGAUUAGCUUACUAAUUGGCAAUUGUCCAAAGAUUUUAUGUUGUCCAACCCUAAUAGUUAUAGUGAACAACUAUGUAAAUGAUUCCACGAAAAUCAUGUUCAUCUUAUCAUGUGCAUAUAUGUUUUGUAACACAAACCAUUUUGUUCCCAUAUUUGUGGACCAUUUGUCAUGCAUUGUUUUAUAGAUAGCCUGUUUUUAUUAUACUUUUUUGUUGUAAGUAAAUCCUUCUCAUUUGUACUCCUUUUUGUUUCUACACUGCCAAAAAUAAUAAAAUUUUAGUUGCUAAGUUUAAGUUUUUUUAUUAUUAUUAGCUUGUAUCAAAUCACUUUCUGGUGUUUGCAUAAAUGUUUUAUUUCACAGACUAAAAGUAUUCAAAAGUUAAAUUUAAUCUGAAACAAAUUUAACAUAUAUCUAUUGUUUACAUUUAAAGACCUAGUCACAGUGCAGCAAAAUAUUUUGUUUUCUAUUUUCUCUUAAUAAGAGUAAACCAAGAGUUAAAUGUGAGAUCACAUAGUGUUAUUAUUUAAUCUGUGUUAAUUGUGUUAGCCUAGUGGUUGUUUGCAGCAGGGAUAUAUAUAUAUAUUGUUAACAUCUCAUCAAGGUAUCCAGUAUGCAAGUUUUUAAAAAAUUUAUUACAAACAUUUCGGCAAAUAAGGUUUGCAUCAAAAUCUUUCUUCAUUUUCACCCUUGCAUACUGUAUGCUUGGUUGUCUUGUGAUUUGUGUGUUCAGCCAUUUGAAUAUUCUAUUGUUAAAUGUAAAAAAGUUGUUCACCAUAUUUUUGUGUUGAUCCUUUGCUCUGGAGAAAACAUAUUAUUUGAAGGGCAAAGCAAAUUGUGAAGACAAAAUGACAAAUAAAAAAAAACUAAAAUAUAUUUGCAAUAAAAACAAGUGG
Molecule: messenger RNA, 3113 nt
Organism: Physella acuta
Lineage: Eukaryota; Metazoa; Mollusca; Gastropoda; Physidae
Product: cAMP-regulated phosphoprotein 19
Cellular component (GO): cytoplasm
Molecular function (GO): protein phosphatase inhibitor activity
Source: RefSeq, a predicted model, not a curated record